Anopheles cruzii is the source of this 409-nucleotide messenger RNA. RefSeq lists its product as uncharacterized. Lineage: Eukaryota; Metazoa; Arthropoda; Insecta; Diptera; Culicidae. The transcript is spliced from 2 exons. Gene Ontology annotation, cellular component: mitochondrial inner membrane. The record is from RefSeq and is a predicted model, not a curated record. Gene Ontology annotation, biological process: mitochondrial respiratory chain complex I assembly; mitochondrial respiratory chain complex IV assembly. The coding region runs from base 1 to 399 and encodes 132 amino acids.
AUGGUGUCACUGAAAACUCUGGGAAAAACGGCAAUAUAUGUAGCCAUCGGCGGCAUUACGGCCGCCCUGGUAAUGAAGGUGAAGCUGGAGGACAAAAUACGCAAACAAACGUACUACAAGGACUCGAUGAAACUGCUACGCUCUCAUGCCGGCGCUGUUCAGGUGCUUGGUGAACCGAUCAAGGAUUUGAGCUUCGAUAUCGGUGAGGAGAGCAAAAAAUUCGGCGGAGGAAAGGUCGACAGCUUUACGGUGCCAGUGAAGGGUCCGAAAACGAAAGGGAAGUACUACUUCUGGGCCGAACUAGGCUCCGACGAACGGUGGGUUAUCAAACGGGCAGAGCUGGAACUGCAAAACGAACCCAACCGAAGGUUACUGAUAAAAGGAGAACGAGAAGCGUGAAUCCGGUGCA